Molecule: messenger RNA, 1310 nt
Organism: Sphaerodactylus townsendi
Lineage: Eukaryota; Metazoa; Chordata; Lepidosauria; Squamata; Sphaerodactylidae
Gene: RANBP1
Product: RAN binding protein 1
Exons: 6
Coding region: 61-825 (254 amino acids)
Biological process (GO): positive regulation of mitotic centrosome separation; nucleocytoplasmic transport
Cellular component (GO): centrosome; cytoplasm; nuclear pore
Molecular function (GO): GTPase activator activity
Source: RefSeq, a predicted model, not a curated record
GAAGGAGGUAAAAGUGGGCGGGGCGGCGGGCGCGCGCGAGCGAGCGAGCGAGGGUAGCGUAUGGCAGUGAAGGCGAAGACGCACGGCAGGCUUCCGGCAAACGCCGAGGCGCAGGGCGAGAGAGUUAGAGCAGGAAAUACCAGCCACAUUCCCCCGCCUCAGCAGCGCCGUCGCCAUCUCUUGCUCUGCCCCGCCAUGGCCGAGACGAAGGAGGCACAUGAUGAGCAUGACCCGACUACUGACAAUGUAGAUGAUUCUAACCAUGACCCUCAGUUUGAGCCCAUAGUUUCCCUUCCUGAGCAAGAGAUCAAAACUCUUGAAGAAGAUGAGGAAGAACUCUUUAAGAUGCGUGCAAAACUGUUCCGGUUUGCAUCAGAAAAUGAUCUUCCUGAAUGGAAAGAGCGAGGCACUGGUGAUGUAAAACUCCUGAAGCACAAAGAAAAAGGGACCGUUCGCCUCUUGAUGAGAAGAGAUAAAACCUUAAAGAUCUGUGCAAAUCAUUACAUUACGCCUUUAAUGGAGCUGAAGCCGAAUGCCGGCAGUGACAGGGCGUGGGUGUGGAAUACACAUGCUGACUUUGCAGAUGAGACCCCCAGGCCAGAACUUCUGGCAAUUCGGUUUUUAAAUGCAGAAAAUGCACAGAAAUUCAAGGCAAAGUUUGAAGAAUGUAGGAAUGAAGUUGAUAAGAGGUUAAAUAAAGCAGGAGCAGACAAAAAUGAUAGCGCUGAUAAAGUUGCUGAGAAAUUAGAAGAACUUUCUGUAAAGGAAGAGAGCAAAGAACCGGAGAAGAAAGAAGUGAAGGAAGAAACUGAAGAAAAGCAAUAAAUCAUCUUGGGCCUUGUAUUUUUUUUCUUUUUCUUAACUUUUUUAAUUUUUACAAGGGACUUUAUAAAGAACUGUAUUCCAACAUUCGAAGUUUUUUUCUAAGCUUUUGCCCUUUUUUGAAGAGAUCUUCAGAAAAAUUCAUUCCCCAGUCAUGAAAAUGUACUGUGCUAAACUUUCUUUUCCAUAGUGGAAACACUUAUUUAUAGUCAUCCAAGAGAGUGAAUAAAGCUUUGAAAAAUGGUUAUCAAGGGACAGAACUGAGUUUUCUAUAUGCUUCAGAUGUGUGACUGCAGUUCUUACAUUUUUGGUUUCUAUUUUUGAGUGCAUAUCUUUAGAUGAAAAGUGGUAUAACUGAUUCUUGCCAAUAGGAAAGGUGCAAGUAAUAAAAGAUGUUUCUUGUAUGUUGUGUCUGGAAGCUGUAAUGACUGAAACAAGAUACUUUUAAUGCUAAGAUUUGUUGUCAUUAAACCUUGAGUGACCAGUUA